CCCGAUUGAUUAAUUUAGGUUAGGUUAGCCCCUGUCAGUUCAUUGUUUGAUUGGGAAGUUUUUUUGUUUGCCUUAUAAUCAAUUAAUUACUGAUAUUUUACGAAUUUCAUUGCACAGGAUGCACCACGGUGCACCUCAGUAACCAGUUUACCAAUAAAAUCGCAAACGUAACGAAACAAUCAAAAUGGAAACGGACCAAAAAAUCCAAGAAGAACGGGCCUAUUUUCUCAGGGUAAUAAACACUUUCAAAAGUUACCAGGAGCUCUCUCGUAAACGAAUACAGCACAAAGAAAAGUGCGUCGGGUCGUUGCCCAAUCAGCACAAAAAGUGGCUAAAUAAAUAUUAUGAAGAUCUGCAAAAGUUGAAGGAAGGUGUUGAUAAAAAUGCUGAGUUUAUCCCAAUGGUCUUAAAGCAUGCCUGCUCGAUGUUCGAUAAUGUUUAUUGCAACACAGAAAUGCCACAAAGUGAACAACAAUUGGGGGUGUUAAAUGAGGGACUUGAAAAAGUACAGUCAGUCUUUAAGCAGCUGAUGCGUGACUGGAGUUCUCUUGGGGCAGCCGAGAGGAAACAGUGCUAUGACCCAAUUAUUCAAGAGAUUCUAGUACAUUUUCCUGAAGAACAUUAUGACAGGGCUGAAGUACAAGUACUUGUUCCAGGAGCAGGCCUUGGUAGGUUGGCAUUUGAAAUAGCUUCUCGAGGAUUUAAAUGUCAAGGCAAUGAGUUCAAUUUGUUUAUGCUCAUUGUAUCCUUUUAUGUUCUCAAUUUGUGCAAGAACGUAGAUGAAUACCUGAUUUAUCCAUGGAUACAUCAGUAUUGUAAUAACCAUUCUGUGGAUGACCAGCUAACAACAGCAAAAUUCCCUGAUGUAAAGCCCAUGCCAUCUGCAGAAGGGAAUUUUUCAAUGACUGCCGGUGAUUUUUUAGAAGUCUACACUAUGAAAGAAGAAUGGGACUGUGUGGCCACAUGCUUUUUUAUUGACUGUGCCCCCAAUGUGGUUCAGUUCAUUGAAACCAUUUAUGAAAUACUAAAGCCUGGUGGUGUUUGGAUCAAUUUGGGCCCACUUCUGUACCACUACUCAGAUGUGAAGAAGGAGAAGAGCAUAGAGCCAAGUUUCAAGGUAGUCUGUGAUGUUAUUAAGAAGGUUGGCUUCCAAAUGGAGAAGUGUGAGACUGGGGUUAAGACAAAAUACUGUCAAAACCCAAAUUCAAUGUUACAGUAUGAAUAUGACAGUGUCUUCUUUGUAUGCAGGAAGGCUGACAGUAUUAAUGGUCAAGUGAAUGGGGAGUUCAAUACCUGAGUAAUAAUUGAGUUAAAGCACCUGAUAUUAAGUUGUUAAUGUUCUCUUUUGCAGUUAAAUGUUUUAAGUUAUAUUAUGAUGUAGAGGGAAAACCUGUUAGAUUGAAAAUAUAAGAGUAAUAAAUGAUUUAUUAGUGGUAUGAGAAA
Molecule: messenger RNA, 1443 nt
Organism: Anthonomus grandis grandis
Lineage: Eukaryota; Metazoa; Arthropoda; Insecta; Coleoptera; Curculionidae
Product: carnosine N-methyltransferase
Exons: 1
Coding region: 185-1297 (370 amino acids)
Molecular function (GO): S-adenosylmethionine-dependent methyltransferase activity
Source: RefSeq, a predicted model, not a curated record